Molecule: messenger RNA, 1329 nt
Organism: Pestalotiopsis fici W106-1
Lineage: Eukaryota; Fungi; Ascomycota; Sordariomycetes; Amphisphaeriales; Sporocadaceae
Exons: 1
Coding region: 1-1329 (442 amino acids)
Molecular function (GO): NAD binding; NADP binding; oxidoreductase activity
Source: RefSeq, a predicted model, not a curated record
AUGGCUUCGAAACCGGAUAUUGCCUUCAUUGGCCUCGGCGCAAUGGGUUUUGGAAUGGCGACCAACCUCGUGAAGCAAGGUUACAAUGUGACUGGUUUCGACGUUUGGGGCCCGACUCUCGACAAGUUCAAGGCCGCAGGUGGUCAUGCAGCGACUACGCCCUCGGAGACGGUCAAGGGCAAGGACUAUGUAGUCUGCAUGGUUGCCACCGCAGCCCAGGCGCAGUCGGUCCUGAUCGAGGGCGACAGCCCAGCACUGCCAGCGCUGUCAAAGGGCGCCGCCGUCCUGCUGUGCUCGACGGUGCCGAGCUCGUACGUGCAAGGACUGGCAGAGCAGCUCAAGACGCUGGGCAGGGAGGACAUCGUCCUUGUCGACGCCCCAGUCUCUGGCGGAACCUACCGCGCUGCCGACGGCACGCUAUCCAUCAUGGCGGGCGCCUCUGAUGCGGCGAUUGAGCAGACGAGAUUCCUACUCGAAGAAAUGUCGGAUCCCAAGAAGCUGUACAUUGUCAAGGGCGGCGUGGGCGCUGGAAGCAACCUCAAGAUGGUGCACCAGGUGCUGGCGGCGGUGCAAAUUCUCGCAGGAAGCGAGGCCAUGGGCUUUGCUCGCCACCUGGGACUAGACCUCCCCAAGACAGCCGAGACCAUUCUCAAGUCCGAGGGCAAGAGCUGGAUGUUUGAGAACAGAAGCCCCAGAAUGCUUCAUCCCGAGUUCCGGCCGCUGGCUAGCGCUCUGACCAUUAUCCUCAAGGACACGAGCAUCAUCACCUCCGAGGCGCGACGCAUCGGAUUCCCUACGCCCCUGUCCAGCGCCGCCGAGCAGGUCUACUUUGCAGGGCUCGGCAAGGGCUACGGCCCCGACGACGACAGCGGCAUGAUUAGGGUGUACACGGAGGGCGUCGGCAAAGUCGGACCUGUGGCCGCCACGGCGCAGACCGAGGAAGACAAGCUUGCGCUGGUCGUGAACCUGCUCAGGGGUAUCCACCUGUGCUCUGCCGCAGAGUGUCUAGCAUUUGCGAAACGCCUCGGCCUCGAUCUCGACCAAGUCUUGGAUCUGUGUGUCAAUGCGGCGGGCGGCAGCGUCAUGCUGGACAAGACUGGCCCCGAGAUCUUGGGUGUCUUUGGCGCCUCGUCUGCACCACAAGGCACGGAAAGCUUGCCAAAACUCACGCAAGAAUUGCAGGACGCAGUAAAUGAGGCCCAACGGCUCAAGGUACCUGUAUUCUUGGGCAGCCAGGCCUUGAAUAUUUCGAGAUUAGCACUGUCACACAGACCAAAGACGGCCCCUGAAGCGACCUUGGGGCAGGUCGUUCGGGUCUGGGGAGUUUAG